Molecule: messenger RNA, 717 nt
Organism: Prunus armeniaca (apricot)
Lineage: Eukaryota; Viridiplantae; Streptophyta; Magnoliopsida; Rosales; Rosaceae
Source: the annotation of a GenBank genome assembly
AUGUGGCAGUUGCGCGUACACGGAGCGUCGAACCAGAAAGGAGCUGGAGCAGGCGUCGUCAUCAUCACCCCAGAUGGAACCUUAUUAGAGCAAGCUAUCACGCUUGGCUUCCCGGCUUCAAACAACGAGGCAGAGUACGAGGCGUUGCUCGCUGGCUUGCGCUUGGCAAAGGAGCUAUCAAUAAAAAAGCUGGCCAUCUACUCAGAUUCCCAGCUGAUCACAAGUCAAGCCUCAAGAGAAUACAUGGCGAAGCACCCAAGGAUGAUCUUGUACCUUGACAAAGUUCAAGAGUUGUUGAAGGCAUUUCCCACCUUCACCAUCCAGCAAGUUCCCAGAGCAGAGAACGCGCACGCAGAUGCACUAGCAAGCUUAGGAUCGGCGCUGGAUACCCAGUUCAGACGUUCCAUCCCGGUCGAGUACCUUGACCAGCCUAGCAUAGAGGAGGCAGAGCAGCCGGACCUGAUGCAGAUCGAUGAGGAUCCUAGCUGGCAAGACCCAAUUAUUGACUAUCUAGUGAAUGAAAACCUGCCUAAGGGCAAGUCCGAGGCCAGAAAAAUCAAGCAGAAGGCUGCAAGAUACUACAUGAAAAGCGACAUGCUUAUCCGCAGAUCAUACUCCGGGCCUUAUCUCACUUGCAUCAAGUACCCGCAAACGCUCGAGGUUCUCUGCAAGAUACACGACGGUGAAUGUGGAAAUCACGCUGGGGGCAGCCACUGA